ACUGCAAGAAGAAGAAGAAGAAGAGGAUUAUGGUGGUGGUGAUGAUGUGGAGGAAAUAACGGAACGCUGUCUCAUCAUCUCCGGAGGGGAACCGACCAGAUACAGACAGACUCACAGACAUAUCGGUGGAGGUGCGCGCGGCGCCUCUUUAAAGCGGAGGAGACCUCACGGGGAGCAGCAGGCUAGCUAACUAGCGUUAGCUCGGCGCAGUUAACGCUCAGCUGCCGACUCCAGCUGGAGGGAGGAGGAGGAGGAGAAGAGGAAAAAUGCAAGUUCCUUAGCGAGUGUGUGGCUGUCGUGUAAAUGUUAACGCGUGGCUAAUUCACUUGUUUUCUCAAAAAAUUGUUUUGCGACGAUGAGCUAAGAAGAAGCUUUGAUUCAAUCCAGCGCAGAUCAAAUAACGGCGGAUGAGAUGGCUCAAUUUUGGCGCCGAGACCUCGGCCUGGCAGAGCGGCUGGGGAAUGACUCUCCUGUGGGCUUCGCCCCGGGGCCCCCGGCCACGGUUGCCCCGCAGCAAGCCAACUCCUCCUGGGUGCCGGAGGCCCCGGUGGUCACGGCAGAAGAGCCCAUUUUCCUCAUGACCGCGACUGCCCAGACUAUCUCUGGGUUCUUCGUCUGGACAGCGCUUCUGAUCACAUGCCACCAGAUCUACAUGCACCUGCGUUACUACAGCUCUCCGAACGAGCAGAGGCACAUCGUUCGGAUCCUCUUCAUCGUCCCCAUCUACGCCUUCGACUCCUGGCUCAGCCUCCUCUUCUUCACCAAUGAGGAGUACUAUGUGUACUUUGGCACCGUCCGAGACUGCUACGAAGCCUUUGUCAUCUACAACUUCCUGAGUCUGUGUUACGAGUAUCUGGGAGGAGAGAGCGCCAUCAUGGCCGAGAUCAGAGGGAAGCAGAUUGAGUCCAGCUGUGUGUAUGGGACCUGCUGUCUGUGGGGCAGGACGUACUCCAUCGGUUUCCUCAGGUUUUGCAAACAGGCUACUCUCCAGUUCUGCGUGGUGAAGCCCCUGAUGGCUGUGAUCACGGUCAUCCUCCAGGCCUUCGGGAAAUACAGAGAUGGAGACUUCAACGUGGCGAGUGGCUACCUGUACGUGACCAUCAUCUACAACGUCUCCAUCAGCCUGUCGCUCUACGCGCUCUUCCUCUUCUACUUCGCCACGCGUGAACUGCUCGUCCCGUACAACCCCAUGCUCAAGUUCUUCAUGGUCAAGUCGGUCAUCUUUCUCUCCUUCUGGCAAGGCGUGCUGCUGGCCGUCCUGGAGAAGUGCGGCGCCAUCCCUCAGAUCAGCUCGGCGGGCUUCUCUGUGGGCGAGGGAACGGUCGCCGCCGGGUACCAAAACUUCAUCGUCUGCAUCGAGAUGUUCUUUGCCGCCGUGGCUCUGCGCCACGCCUUCACCUACAAGGUCUACAUGGACAAGAGGCUGGACUCGUAUGGCUCCUUUCCUAUCUACGGACAGUACGGCCGCUGUGCCCCGAUGAAGAGCAUCUCCAGCAGCCUGAAGGAGACCAUGAAUCCAGGGGACAUGGUCCAGGAUGCCAUCCACAACUUCUCCCCGGCUUAUCAGCAGUACACCCAGCAGUCCACACUGGAGCGCAGUGGGGGGCCACCUAUCUCCCGCAGCCACAGUAACCUCAGCACCCGCGGGGACAACGAAAAGACCCUGCUGCUCAGCUCUGACGACGAGUUCUGAGACACGAGGCCACGCUCACUCUACUCCCGGAGCCCGUGUUGGAUUGGUAUCACCAGUGUGUGACAAAUCGGAUCUUUUUGUUGCUUCCUUAACAUGAGAUUUAUUUUUGUUGUUGUUUUACAAUGAAAAGAUCUGAUUUAUUUCAAACUUAUAACUACAUCGGUACCGGACGGUGGAAAGGUCUCGAGAGUUUUCACAAGGAAAGAGAGGAAAUGAAAGAGGAGAAGUUGUAGCCAAUAUAGUCGAGAGGGAGAAGAGAAGUCGAGAUGUUCAGACAGACGUUAGAUUUAUUAACUGGUCUGUGUCGUUUGUUUUGUUGUCAUAGAAGCCAUUACUGAACAUGGUACACAUAACCGUGCAUAUAGUGUCCUUAUGCUGCACUUUAAACACCACAGCAAAAAACAACAAGAUAUGACAGAUAAAAGGUGCCAGAGCAACGAUGUGGCAUCACAUCUGAAACACAUGGCCUCCUUCCUCUGUUAUUUUUCAUAUUGAUUCUCAAAACAAACUCCUCCUCACCCCUCUGCCAAUUCUGCCUCCGACCGAAUCAUUGCCAAAUAGGAGGAGUACCAUGUGCUCCGGUCAAUGAGACCCACUGUCUUAAGAUUUAGAAUCGAUUUAUAGACGAGCAAAACUACGGAGCCUUUGAAUUGCCAGGCUUCAUUUUAAUAUAUAAGAAUUUAUUCGCUUUUUAAAAAUCUAUUUAAAUGUUGUUUGGCCUUUUUGAAGGCGCAACUCAUUUAAAGAGUAGUUUUGUUGGAAGAUUGUUACUCCAGAAAAUGUAGUUGAAUAUUCUGUUUGUUUUAAAUUUUUUGUUCUGGGUUCAUAUAGUGACUCUAAAAGUGUAAUUGCAUGACUCCUGCUUUCAGCUCCUCGUGCAAUGUUAUUGUUUGUGGAGCACUGAGAGGAAACAGCUGUAGGCGCCAUAUUAGCGUGGCCAGGGAGACCGACGGGAGGACGACGCCCACACAGAUUACAGAUUACCAAAGAAGCAACGCUUCCCUGCAGAGCUCAACCAGCUGUGAUGUGCUGCGCAUUGUAAUCCCGUAAUUAAGGGCAGCACAGAGCAGGCUCUGCUGGUAUUGUUUAUAAGGGCAUCACUAGUUAGUCAAGGCCAUUCGAAGAGUCUCAAUCUAAACAAGGCGAUAUAUUAGACUGGACUCGUGUGGAAAAGGAAUAUAUGGGCAUUAAAAUAAUGUAUGCAAGCUGCACAUAGAUUGUAUGGGGGGGGGGAAUAACCUUCAGGGCUGCCCGUCACCCUCCAGUUCCACAUUGGGAGAGUUCAUUGUUCAUCAUGGCGGCCAGUAUAGAAGCUGCUUGUGGUCGUGAGUAUUUGUCAAAACUGAUUCUACGGAUUGGCUCACGUCUAGCAGCUGAAAGUGUACCAACAGUUAAGUCCUCGUUUGUGAUGAAUGUAGUCCGCCUGAAGAAUUAACUCCCAAAUUGAUGCGUGUCCUCAAAAGAGCACAAUCAUCUUCUAAAUGGGAAACAUUCUCCACCGAACACCUAAAUUCCCUUUUGGUCCCCCCAAGUUAACAACAUAUCAAACUCAAGCAUCCUGAUAAAAAACCCUAUCAAAUAACAGUUUUUGAUCCUAUGUGAUUAAAAAUGUGGAUGUUAAUCAUAUAGGUGAGAAUAUAAAACCAGGAAAGGAAGGGAUAUUGUAAAUAGAGUUAAACUCUGUGGGAGCAAUGUGAAACAGGCGUUACUUGGAAUUGUGCUUGAGUUUAAUAUUUUCAUUUUCACAUAUUGUUUUGUUUCUGUUGUACACUUUUUAAUUUGUAUAUUGGACAUAUUAUCUCUAGUUUUGAUGCUAUUUCUGUUGAUGUUGAAAACUAAAAUAAAAUGCAAAAUAAAAUCAUUGAUGAAGUUGU
This is a messenger RNA of Pseudoliparis swirei, 3567 nucleotides long. Its product is annotated as transmembrane protein 184B-like. Gene Ontology annotation, molecular function: transporter activity. The record is from RefSeq and is a predicted model, not a curated record. Lineage: Eukaryota; Metazoa; Chordata; Actinopteri; Perciformes; Liparidae. Bases 413 to 1693 code for a protein of 426 amino acids. The transcript is spliced from 10 exons. Gene Ontology annotation, biological process: transport.